Messenger RNA from Empidonax traillii (willow flycatcher), 802 nucleotides. It is a transcript of the gene NDUFS2, whose product is annotated as NADH:ubiquinone oxidoreductase core subunit S2. Gene Ontology annotation, molecular function: NAD binding; NADH dehydrogenase (ubiquinone) activity; quinone binding. Lineage: Eukaryota; Metazoa; Chordata; Aves; Passeriformes; Tyrannidae. The annotation marks the transcript as partial. Gene Ontology annotation, biological process: mitochondrial electron transport, NADH to ubiquinone. The transcript is spliced from 6 exons. The record is from RefSeq and is a predicted model, not a curated record.
CUCCCACCUGUCCUCCCAACCCCACCUGAGCUCCCACCUGUCCCCCCCAACCCCGUUCCAGGACCUGCCCCUGGGGCUCAUGGACGACAUCUACGAGUUCGUCAAGAACUUCUCCAUCCGGAUCGACGAGGUGGAGGAGAUGCUCACCAACAACCGCAUCUGGAAGAACCGCACCGUGGACAUCGGGGUGAUCACGGCCGAGGAGGCCUUGAACUACGGCUUCAGCGGGGUGAUGCUGCGGGGCUCCGGCAUCCACUGGGACCUGCGGAAGACGCAGCCCUACGACGUCUACGACCAGGUGGAGUUCGACGUCCCCAUCGGCUCCCGAGGCGACUGCUACGACAGGUACCUGUGCCGGGUGGAGGAGAUGCGGCAGUCGCUGCGGAUCAUCCUGCAGUGCCUCAACAAGAUGCCCCCCGGGGAGAUCAAGGUGGACGACGCCAAGAUCUCGCCCCCAAAACGGGCGGAGAUGAAGACCUCCAUGGAGUCCCUGAUCCACCACUUCAAGCUCUACACCGAGGGCUACCAAGUGCCCCCCGGGGCCACCUACACGGCCAUUGAGGCCCCCAAGGGGGAGUUUGGGGUGUACCUGGUGUCCGAUGGCAGCAGCCGCCCCUAUCGCUGCAAGAUCAAGGCCCCCGGAUUUGCUCACCUGGUGAGGGACAGGGGACACCUAGGGGGGGUCACCUGGGGACACCUGGGGACAGGGGACACCUGGGAGGACACCUGGAGACAGCUGGGGGGGACAGGGGACAUUGGAGGGACAGAGAACACUACAGGACAAAGGGGACAAAAGGUUUAA